Salmo salar (Atlantic salmon) is the source of this 3328-nucleotide messenger RNA. RefSeq names its product N-ethylmaleimide-sensitive factor attachment protein, gamma b (gene napgb). Gene Ontology annotation, molecular function: soluble NSF attachment protein activity; syntaxin binding. Gene Ontology annotation, cellular component: vacuolar membrane; SNARE complex. The record is from RefSeq and is a predicted model, not a curated record. NCBI's taxonomy places the organism in Eukaryota, Metazoa, Chordata, Actinopteri, Salmoniformes, Salmonidae. Gene Ontology annotation, biological process: intracellular protein transport.
UCUGCCUACAAAAAGACGCCAUUACUAUUUCUCUCUCCUUCCAGUCUAAUCUAUAAGGACUGUGGUGCAUUGCGCCGUGCCAUCCGGGAAUCUGUAGUUUGACGUUGUGGACAUUUUUUUUGCUAUCCAAAACACCAACAGAAUUUGUUUAUCAUCGUCCUCGGUUAGAUAUUUUUCUCCACAAAUAACAUCUGCUCGACAGAUUUUGUCGAAGAUCACGACAGCACCCUUGACCAUGGCGUCCAAAAUAAACGAAGCCCAUGAACACAUCGCUAAAGCGGAGAAAAAUUUAAAGACAAGCAUGACAAAAUGGAAGCCAGAUUUUGACAGUGCUGCAUCAGAAUAUGCCAAAGCUGCGGUGUGCUUCAAGAAUGCCAAACAGUUUGAGCAAGCUAAGGAUGCCUACCUGAAGGAGGCAGAGUACCACACAGAAAACAAAGCGUUGUUUCAUGCAGCAAAAGCAAUCGAACAAGCAGGUAUGAUGAUGAAGGACUUGAAGAAGAUGCCUGAGGCGAUCCAGUACAUAGAGAAGGCCAGUAUGAUCUACGUAGAGAACGGUACUCCAGACACCGCUGCCAUGGCUCUGGACAGGGCCGGGAAACUUAUCGAGCCUGUGAGUUUAGAGAAAGCUGUGGACUUGUAUCAACAGGCGGCGGGUGUGUUUGAGAAUGAGGACCGCUUACGUCAGUCAGCUGAGCUCCUGGGGAAAGCUUCCAGACUGCUGGUCAGAUUACGCAGACUGGAUGAAGCGGCAACCGCCCUCCAAAAAGAGAAGAACAUGUAUAAAGAUAUAGAGAAUUAUCCCACUUGCUUUAAGAAAACAACAGCACAGGUUCUGGUUCAUCUUCACAGAAAUGACUUUGUGGCUGCAGACAAGUGUGUCAGAGAGAGUUACAGCCUCCCAGGCUACAGUGGGAGUGAAGACUGCGUGGCUAUGGAGACGUUACUGCAGGGAUAUGACGAGCAGGACGAGGACCAGGUGCAUCGCGUGUGUAACUCUGCUCUGCUGAAGUACAUGGACAAUGACUAUGCCAAGCUGGCCAUCUCCCUGAAGGUUCCUGGAGGAGGAGCGAAGAAGAAGACUGCAAAGCCACCACAGGGGGGCGCCGGAGCACCCGCUGCCUCCGCUGAGGAUGACGAUGACUACGAGGGAGGGCUGUGUUAGCCGCACAUAAGAAAACACUGACCGCUAAAUACACCCGACGCUAAACACACCAGGAAGUCCUGCUCAUUGAGGUGAAACUCUCAGAAUAUGUUGCUCCCCCUCCUGAACUAGACCCCAAUAUGUUGCUCCCCCUCUGAACUAGACCCCAAUAUGUUGCUCCCCCUCUGAACUAGACCCCAAUAUGUUGCUCCCCCUCUGAACUAGACCCCAAUAUGUUGCUCCCCCCCUGAACUAGACCCCAAUAUGUUGCUCCCCCCCUGAACUAGACCCCAAUAUGUUGCUCCCCCCCUGAACUAGACCCCAAUAUGUUGCUCCCCCCCUGAACUAGACCCCAAUAUGUUGCUCCCCUCUGAACUAGACCCCAAUAUGUUGCUCCCCUCUGAACUAGACCCCAAUAUGUUGCUCCCCCCUGAACUAGACCCCAAUAUGUUGCUCCCCCUCUGAACUAGACCCCAAUAUGUUGCUCCCCUCUGAACUAGACCCCAAUAUGUUGCUCCCCUCCUGAACUAGACCCCAAUAUGUUGCUCCCCUCCUGAACUAGACCCCAAUAUGUUGCUCCCCCCUGUACUAGACCCCAAUAUGUUGCUCCCCUCCUGAACUAGACCCCAAUAUGUUGCUCCCCUCUGAACUAGACCCCAAUAUGUUGCUCCCCUCUGAACUAGAUCCCAAUAUGUUGCUCCCCCCUGAACUAGACCCCAAUAUGUUGCUCCCCCCUGAACUAGACCCCAAUAUGUUGCUCCCCCCUGAACUAGACCCCAAUAUGUUGCUCCCCCCCUGAACUAGACCCCAAUAUGUUGCUCCCCUCCUGAACUAGACCCCAAUAUGUUGCUCCCCUCCUGAACUAGACCCCAAUAUGUUGCUCCCCUCCUGAACUAGACCCCAAUAUGUUGCUCCCCUCCUGAACUAGACCCCAAUAUGUUGCUCCCCUCCUGAACUAGACCCCAAUAUGUUGCUCCCCUCCUGAACUAGACCCCAAUAUGUUGCUCCCCUCUGAACUAGACCCCCAUAUGUUGCUCCCCUCCUGAACUAGACCCCAAUAUGUUGCUCCCCUCUGAACUAGACCCCCAUAUGUUGCUCCCCUCCUGAACUAGACCCCAAUAUGUUGCUCCCCUCCUGAACUAGACCCCCAUAUGUUGCUCCCCUCCUGAACUAGACCCCAAUAUGUUGCUCCCCUCCUGAACUAGACCCCAAUAUGUUGCUCCCCUCUGAACUAGACCCCAAUAUGUUGCUCCCCUCUGAACUAGACCCCAAUAUGUUGCUCCCCCCUGAACUAGACCCCAAUAUGUUGCUCCCCCCUGAACUAGACCCCAAUAUGUUGCUCCCCUCUGAACUAGACCCCCAUAUGUUGCUCCCCUCCUGAACUAGACCCCAAUAUGUUGCUCCCCUCCUGAACUAGACCCCAAUAUGUUGCUCCCCUCCUGAACUAGACCCCAAUAUGUUGCUCCCCUCCUGAACUAGACCCCAAUAUGUUGCUCCCCUCUGAACUAGACCCCAAUAUGUUGCUCCCCCUGAACUAGACCCCAAUAUGUUGCUCCCCUCCUGAACUAGACCCCAAUAUGUUGCUCCCCUCUGAACUAGACCCCCAUAUGUUGCUCCCCUCCUGAACUAGACCCCAAUAUGUUGCUCCCCUCCUGAACUAGGUGUCUAAUUCCCUCCAUUCCCCUCAGUGUGAAAUAUGUCGAUAUCAGCAAAGUAUACUCAUCAUAUGUGUGGGUCCAACAUCUUUUAAUGUGUUUACAUCAAACAUACUCUCCUUUUCCCCAAAAAAACUAGAUUAAAUUCCAAGUUGUCAUAAAAAUGAUAGUUUUGACUAGAUCUAUAUCUAUACUAUAGAUAGUAUACUUUGUCUACAGUUUUAUUCAGUGUGACGACGACAUUUCACCUGUGUGUUUUUAAGAUGUCCUAUUGAACAUAAAUUCCAUGUUGUAAAUGUUCUUAUUUUGUUGAUCAUGAAUUCUCUUAACUGUAAAUCAGGGUUUUCAAACAUAUUUUGGACCAACGAGCCGCAUUCGUUUCUUCAGCGAGAUCCGGAGGGCUGCACUUUAGAAUUGGUUAUAUUUGCAAAAAUGUCUACCGUCCAUCGCUUUUGGAUAUUCGAUGCUCCCUGACUGUCUAGCUUUUUUGUUUUUGAUUACUGUUAGCACGUUGGACAGAGUAAAGAGA